Messenger RNA from Perca flavescens (yellow perch), 1083 nucleotides. RefSeq names its product choline-phosphate cytidylyltransferase B. Lineage: Eukaryota; Metazoa; Chordata; Actinopteri; Perciformes; Percidae. Gene Ontology annotation, biological process: CDP-choline pathway. The record is from RefSeq and is a predicted model, not a curated record. Bases 1 to 1083 code for a protein of 360 amino acids. Gene Ontology annotation, molecular function: phosphatidylcholine binding; choline-phosphate cytidylyltransferase activity. The transcript has 8 exons.
AUGGCUGGAAAGAGACGAGGCCGAGGCAGCAACGUCCAGCAACAACAGGCCCCGCAGAACCAAAGAGGAGGCCCUCGCAGGGCUUUGCGGGAGCCAGCUGCUUUUGCCAAGUCUACAGGUUGUGAUUCAGAGAUCCCCCAAGACAAGUUGACUAUUGCCCAAGCACGGAGGGGAACACCAGCUCAUCGUCCGGUGCGAGUCUACGCUGAUGGGAUCUUUGAUCUUUUCCAUUCGGGGCAUGCUAGAGCUUUGAUGCAGGCCAAAAAUGUGUUCCCCAACACACACCUGAUAGUAGGAGUGUGCAGUGACGAACUCACCCACAAGUUUAAGGGCUAUACGGUGAUGACAGAGGAUGAACGCUACGACGCCCUGAGGCACUGCCGUUACGUUGAUGAGGUGGUGCGGGACGCUCCCUGGACCCUUUCCACAGAGUUCCUCCAGAAACAUAAGAUUGACUUUGUGACCCAUGAUGAUAUCCCUUACACCUCUGCUGGAUCAGAGGAUGUUUAUAAACACAUCAAGGAAGCAGGGAUGUUCGUGGCCACUCAGAGGACAGAAGGCAUCUCCACAUCUGACCUGAUCACUCGUAUCGUCCGUGACUAUGACAUCUAUGUUCGACGCAACCUGCAAAGAGGCUACUCAGCCCGAGAUCUGAAUGUCGGAUUCAUUAAUGAGAAAAAAUACCGGCUCCAGGACCAGGUGGACAAGAUGAAAGAGACGGUCCGUACGGUGGAGGAAAAGUCCAAACACUUUGUCUACAGAGUAGAAGAGAAGAGCCAAGACCUCAUCCACAAGUGGGAAGAGAAGUCGCGAGAAUUCAUCAGCAACUUUCUGGAGCUUUUUGGACCUGACGGAGCCUGGCAUGUGAUUCAGGAGCGCAGUGGGCGUAUGCUCCAGGCCCUGUCACCUUACUCUUCACCCCGUGGCUCCCCCAGCAGCAGUCCCACCAGAAGACGCUCUGUUUCUCCAGACUCCUCCUCUGCCUUUGCCUCUUCCUCCUCUCUCUCCCCUCCUUCCUCCCCCUCCUCAUCUAAAAAGGCCACACGCUCCUCUCUUAAAGAUGCCUCCACAUAUGUACAAUGA